AUGCAACAACAACAUUACUCUUACAAACAACAACAAUUUGGAAUUUUAAUACUCUUAAUUUUAUUUAUUAUUAACCUUGUCGGAACUGUAAAAUCACAAACCAAUUCCACAGAUACAAUAGAUUAUGUUGUUAAUUGGGAUAAUGUUCCAACAACAGCACCAACAGUUACCAAUCCACAACAAAAGUCAUUUGGUUCCUGUGUUUGUGAUGUAACUUUAAAUCAAUGUGAUGUUAACUGUUGUUGUGAUCCUGAUUGCGCAUAUUCAAUAGUAGAAAACUCCUUCUCAAAAUGUCUGGUGCCUUACACAAAGAAGGAUUUUAAUUAUUUGUGUGUCCAAAAAACAUUAGUAACUUUUAGUAAUUUGAACAAUUUGAAAAUUUCAACUAAGGAAGUGGUACAAGAUGCUGGAACACCUCUUUUUUGUGUUUACUUUGAAGCAGCCUCUGUUGAUGGGUUGUAUUAUGCUGUUGUUUCCGAUUUGGAUGCAACAUCUAUUAAGAAGGUAUUUGAAAAGUAUGAAGCUUUAACUACUUACAGAACUAGCUACACACAAAAGUAUAUUUAUGAUGUGGCAGCUGUCAAAACAAACACAAGAGUAACUAUAUUUCAAGAUGGUGAUAAAAUUCCUUACACCAUAUCGGCUCCUUCAAGCAACACCUCUCAAGUAACUACAGUAUCCUAUUUCACUUUGCAUAGAAGCUCUAAUUCGGAUGUUUGUGAAAAAACUUUUGUAAAAUUUAUGAGAAAUAAUGGAAAAGAAAAUAAGUGUUCAUGGAUUCCAUCAACUUUAGAAGAUUUCAGAACAAAAUGUCUAGGAGAUUUUAGUGUGAGCUCAUUUGUAUCGAACUACUUUUCAUAUGGAGCAGCACCAGAUAGCUAUUCUCAAUACAUAAAAGUGGAACUUUUGGAAAUGAUAUCAGUAAGUUCAAGUGGUGCAGAAACGGUUCUCUCAACCAUUCCAACAACUACCUAUGCCUCCCAAACUUGCACAAAUGCUGUAAUUGGAGCAAAAUAUUAUUUUGUUUUUACUAGUUCAGGAUCAAUUUCAAAAGCUUACGUUACCUUAAGAGUCAAAACUCUGGUCAAUCCUUCAUUUGUUGAAUUGAAAUCACAAGUGAACUAUAUCAAUGGGACUAUUUCAGAUUUCAGACAGGGUGUAAUCAAACCAAAGAGUGGUAAUCCAGGUUAUAUUCGUAAAAAGCCUGUACUUGCUGGUUACAUGGUAACAAACUCGGUAAAGAAUGCUAUCUAUCAACACUACUUGGGUCUGACUGCACCAACUGGAUAUGAUUGCAGCUCCAAGAGUAGUAUUCUGUUUGAUGUGGAUGCUGUAUUUUCGUGCAGUUUCACUUACACUCUUUCACAAUUGAAAGCAGCAUGUUUGUCAAAUACAUUUUCCCAAUUAGAAUCAAAUGCCACAUAUGUAGGAAGAUAUGGUAAUGCUGACUAUACAAAUACUAACGAUUGGGUAGCCAUAGUAGAAGAUUCCAAACCAAGCUCUACAUGGGACGAACUUACACAAACAUGUAAUAACAUUGCGGCAGGAAUCGAAUAUCAAAUUGUUAUAUCCAAGUCGGGUUCUGUUCAAAACGAGCAAUGGAAAGUGCAAGGCAUACAAAGAUCUCGUUACUCUCUCACUUGGACCUUCAGUGGGGACAAUACGAAAACAAACACUUUUUGGAUUGAAACCAGAGUGAAAUAUGUAAGAACUGAAAAUCAAGAAACCAUCCAAAAGAAUUAUCCAGCUCCUAACUUUUUACCAUUCCUUCCAGAAGAUGUUUUCUAUCCGUUCUCACUCCUCUUAUCAUCCUCUUCUCAACCAUAUCACUUGAUUUCUCUUCUUCCUUUCCUCCUUGUUUCUAUUGUUUCAAUUUUAGUUUUGUAA
Molecule: messenger RNA, 1887 nt
Organism: Naegleria gruberi
Lineage: Eukaryota; Heterolobosea; Eutetramitea; Acrasida; Naegleriidae
Gene: FM153
Exons: 4
Coding region: 1-1887 (628 amino acids)
Source: RefSeq, a predicted model, not a curated record